ACAGAUGUCUCGGGUAGAUGAAAACAGUCAUCCGGAAACGCUUGACAUUAAACAUAAACCUGUUCUAUUGUUUUGACGUCAAGCAAUAAGCUCUGACUGGUCGUCAUCACUUUUAAAAUUAUUUCAUUGCCAUGGCCGAACGUCGAAAAAAUAAAAAGAAAAAAGAGGUGGAUGUUAAGUUGGAUGAUAAACCUUCCAAAGAAGAAUAUGCUGUUGCAAAGUACUUAAAACAGACUCUUCCAGAAAAGAAAACUACAUUAUUAGGUCACAAAGUUGAAUAUUUUAUAGGUUCUAAAGCUGUUGACUGUUUAGCUGACUCACAAUGGGCUAAAGAAAACAAAAAAGGAGAAUUAAAUUUUUCAAAUAGAGAUAUUGCUGUUGAUUUCAUGGCCAGACUUCUGGAGCAUAAGUUUUUUCAUAGAGCAAAGAAAAUAGUUGUACAAAAAGAACCAAAGAAAAAGAAAAAAGAAGUUGAAGAAGCUGCUCAGGACUCCGGUGUUGAAAAAGAAAAGGAAUCUAAAAAGUCAUCCAAGAAAGCAAAAUCUGAUAAUGUUGAAAAAGUAGAGGAGAAAGAUACUCCUAAAGAAAAAGAUAUUGUUGAGAAGAAAAAGGAAAAGAAGAAAAUAAAGUUAGAUAUGCACUUAGAACAGUUUUUCAUCGAUAGCAAUGAGCCCUACGUUUGGAUUUAUGAUCCAAUACCACUAAGAACAUGGAUCACUGGUACGCUGAUGGUUGUGGCAGCUGUACUUCUAUGCCUCUUUCCAUUAUGGCCUCAAACGAUAAGACAUUAUAUUUAUUAUCUAAGUGUUGCCGCUGCUUGUUUCCUUGUUUUCAUUAUUGGUUUAGCUGUUUUGCGCCUGGUUGUAUUUGUCUUGGUGUGGAUAGUUACUUUUGGAAAGCACCACUUGUGGCUCUUGCCGAAUCUCACCGAAGAUGUAGGGUUUUUCGAAUCCUUCUGGCCUCUCUAUCACUAUGAGUAUAAAGGUUCUAAAGAAAAAAAAGUUGACACCAAAGAAAAAUCUUCCAAAGGAGUGGAGAAGAAAGUUGAAGAAGAAGACAAUAACAAAGAAGAGUCUCAGGGGGAGGAGGAAGAAGAAGAAAAGAAUAACGAGCAUAGUCAGUCAGAAUCGGAGAAGAGUGAGGGUGAGGCCCAGAAAACGGACAAUGGCUUUGAAUUUUUAGAAGCUGAAGAAGGGAGUGCCACAGACGAGCAGGACGAAGAUCGCAAGACGAAGUGACCUGGUGACGGACGUUCGAUUCAUGGCAUUUACUCUUGUAUUACAUUUAGAGGAUAUUGCUGCAAUGUGUCAGAUGACUUUUCACUAUUUUUAUAUGCAUAUAUUUAAAUGUUUUAAAUUAUAAAAAAAAAUGUGUUUAAAAAUUUUUAGGUUAAAUGUUUUGAUCUGGGAAUACAGAAUAUUGUGUUUUACUUUUAUGUUUCUUUGUGUUUCAAUAGAACAAAACAUUCCAACCAGUGUUGUGUCAACCAAAAGUAUUUUUGAAUUAUAAUUAAACACAUAUUAUGAAUCUC
This is a messenger RNA of Parasteatoda tepidariorum (common house spider), 1531 nucleotides long. RefSeq names its product translocation protein 1 (gene Trp1). The record is from RefSeq and is a predicted model, not a curated record. Lineage: Eukaryota; Metazoa; Arthropoda; Arachnida; Araneae; Theridiidae. Gene Ontology annotation, biological process: post-translational protein targeting to membrane, translocation. Gene Ontology annotation, cellular component: endoplasmic reticulum membrane; endoplasmic reticulum.